Molecule: messenger RNA, 1506 nt
Organism: Mugil cephalus (flathead mullet)
Lineage: Eukaryota; Metazoa; Chordata; Actinopteri; Mugiliformes; Mugilidae
Gene: pcna
Product: proliferating cell nuclear antigen
Exons: 6
Coding region: 226-1008 (260 amino acids)
Biological process (GO): mismatch repair; leading strand elongation; regulation of DNA replication
Cellular component (GO): PCNA complex
Molecular function (GO): DNA binding; DNA polymerase processivity factor activity
Source: RefSeq, a predicted model, not a curated record
AGCGCGGGCUUUCAGCUCAAAUCAUCCCUCCGCGGUGAGAGUCGUGAGUGUUUGCGUCCUCCUCCAUCUCCUGUGCUAACUAAGAACACACAAAGACCGAAGUAUCUCCCUCCUGUGCGGCGAUAACUUCAAACUACAGCCUGCAAUUAUUCUACGGACGUCAGACGCUCAGGGCGACGCACUUCUCUUCCUUUACGUAAAAAAAGAAAACACUCUACAGCAACCAUGUUUGAGGCUCGCCUGGUGCAGGGAUCCAUCCUGAAGAAGGUCCUGGAGGCUCUGAAGGACCUGAUCACAGAAGCCUGCUGGGACGUCAGCUCGUCCGGUAUCUCCCUGCAGAGCAUGGACUCGUCCCACGUCUCCCUGGUGCAGCUCACCCUGAGGCACGACGGCUUCGACUCGUACCGCUGCGACAGAAACCUCGCCAUGGGAGUCAACCUCAUCAGUAUGUCCAAGAUCCUGAAGUGUGCAGGAAAUGAGGACAUCAUCACGCUCAGAGCAGAAGACAACGCAGACACACUCGCCCUCGUGUUCGAGACCCUCAACCAGGAGAAAGUCUCAGAUUACGAGAUGAAGCUCAUGGACCUGGAUGUGGAGCAGCUCGGUAUUCCCGAGCAAGAGUACAGCUGCGUGGUGAAGAUGCCCUCUGGCGAGUUCGCCCGCAUCUGCCGUGACCUGUCCCAGAUCGGCGACGCCGUCAUGAUCUCCUGCGCCAAGGACGGAGUCAAGUUCUCCUCCUCGGGAGAGCUGGGCACAGGAAACGUCAAGCUGUCCCAGACCAGCAACGUCGACAAAGAGGAUGAGGCUGUUACAAUUGAGAUGAAUGAGCCCGUCCAGCUCAUCUUUGCCCUCAACUACCUGAACUUCUUCACCAAGGCCACUCCCCUGUCAAAGACCGUCACCCUCAGUAUGUCUGCUGACAUCCCCCUCGUGGUGGAGUACAAGAUCGCCGAUAUGGGACACGUCAAAUACUACUUGGCGCCGAAGAUCGACGAGGAGGCUUCCUAAGCAGCUCGUAACAGACCAAAAGGGGAGAAUAGAGAAAAGUGGAUGACUUCGACUCAUCCUGAGUGAUAAAAGGACUGAAGUGAUCUCGGGGUGGCACAGUUGAUGUUUUUGAUCUCUCCCUUUAUAUAACGAGAGAUUCAUAGUAGAAGACGUAGUGUCUUACUUUUACAAGCGAGCCAGCUGUCGGGGGUUUGACAGGUACCAUCUGUUCAUGUGAUGAAGCUUCACCUGGACCUGCUCCAGACGCCCCCACCUCCUCCUCCCCCCACUGUAAAUUUCAGCACUUGUUCACUCUACCUUUUGAGUCUCUCCCUCUAUUUUUUUACCAGUUUUGGGUAAGGCAGGAUUCAAGGAUCAAACACAAGUUUAUUUUCUUUUUUUUUUUUUUUUUUUUUUGUAGAUAACGCAUUUUGUAAAUACUUCUGUGGUUCCGCACUCAGUCAACCCCAAAUGUUUUUGUAUUCAUUAAUUCAAUCCAAAAAUAAAUGAUUCAAGUUC